Molecule: messenger RNA, 1817 nt
Organism: Anopheles darlingi
Lineage: Eukaryota; Metazoa; Arthropoda; Insecta; Diptera; Culicidae
Gene: wcd
Product: U3 small nucleolar RNA-associated protein 18 homolog
Exons: 1
Coding region: 58-1800 (580 amino acids)
Biological process (GO): rRNA processing
Cellular component (GO): Pwp2p-containing subcomplex of 90S preribosome; small-subunit processome
Molecular function (GO): protein binding
Source: RefSeq, a predicted model, not a curated record
UUCACGUGUUUCGUUCUCGGCGUUGCAGUAAUCGGUGUAAUUUCGCAUAAAAUUAGAAUGUCCGACGAUGAAGAGCUACAAGACAUGGUUGCUAGCUAUAUUAGCAAUGUGCGAGCGAAAUUCGAAAUGAAUUCCAAGUCGGCUGAACCAUCGGAGUCUUCCGGCGACGAGGAGGCCGCAGAACCGGAAGAGGACAUGAAGAAGGAGGUCGAAAGUGAUGCAGAAAGUGCUCCAUCGGAUGAGGACAAACCUGUUCCCCCGAUGGAUGGGAAAAGGAGAAAGGUUAAGAAAGCGGAUAGCUUCGAUGAGGCCGAAAAAAAGGAGAUGAAACAGCUGGACAACGAUGAGCAGGAGGCAGAUCUGACGAAAGCAUUCAACGAGCUGGAGGAGAGCGACAUCCAGAAACCGAAAACGGCUAAAGAGCGAGCGCUGAUGUCCAUCGUGUUCGGUGGCAAGUCAGAAUUCGUUUCCCAGCUCUCCGAACAAGCCACCGAAAGGACAGUCAAACGGAAACGCAAGCACCCGCAGCAGGCGAUCGCGGAAGCGCAAUCGAGCGACGAGGAAGACACUAAACCCGUCGAACGAUCGGCCAUAUGGCAGGAUUCGGACGAUGAAAACGAUGACGACGUGAACGAUCCUCAGGUGAAGCGAAACAAGCACAUCCGUGACCUGGGCAAGCUGUCGUACGAACGGAGAAGGAAAAAGUUCGAGCAAAUCGUCGGCAAUCCAAAGUGGGCCGAUCUUGACCGCGUACAGGAACCGGAUUCGGAUGAGGAGAUCCUGCAGACGGUGGGCCACGUCGUGAAGAGUCAGAAGUCAACGGGCGACCUGCCGAAGGAGAUGAUCGAGAUGAAGGUACUGCGAAGAUUGAACCGAGAAACGAAAAACGAAGGCGAGAUCCUAUCGAUCUGCUUCCAUCCGACAUCAAUGGUGGCGAUGAUUGCCGGAAAAGCUGGCUUGGUAUCGAUUGUGACGGUCGAUGGCGAACGUAACGAGAAACUGCACACGAUCGGUUUGCCCAAGUUCAAGCUGGUCUGCGCCCAGUUGACCCCCGACGGUAAUGAGGCGAUAUUUGGCAGCUACCGAAGGUUUUACCACGUGUACAACCUGAUCAGCGGCCAGAGCCAUACACUACCAAUCCCUUACCAGGAGAACUGGUCGAUGCGUAACUUCCGCAUCUCGCCUUCUGGCCAGUAUCUGGCCUCGGUCGGUUUGUGUGGCGAGGUGCAUCUUCUUAGUGCGAAAACAAAGGAACUGCUGCGUACGAUCCAGCUGCGGUACUAUUGCUCGGCACUCGCUUUUACGCCCGAUUCCCGGUACCUAUUCUGUCACACCAACGAUACCGAGGUGUACGUUUACUCGCUCGAGAAAUGGAGCAUCGUGAACGUGUUCCACGAUGAAGGUUGCGUCAACGGUUCAUCGAUAGCACUCUGUCCCAAUGGGCAGUACGUGGCCACGGGCAAUAAACAGGGCAUUGUAAACAUCUAUCAGCUGGAUGUGACGCUACAGAAAAAGUUUCCGGUACCGCUGAAGACGAUCGAUAACCUAACGACUGCCAUCGGAAGCGUUACAUUCAAUGCAACCUCGGAACUGUUGGCCAUUGCAUCACCGGUGGUACAGAACGGGAUACGGCUGGUUCACGUUCGCAGUGGAACGGUUUUCAGAAAUUUCCCGCUACAAAACUCAUCCCUGGGAUACGUGACGACCGUUGAGUUCUCGCCCUCCGGCGGUUAUUUGGCAAUCGGUAAUAAGAAGAGCUUUGUAUCGCUGUUUAGAGUUAAGCACUAUCAGAACUACUGAUAAAACGAGAGAGAGAG